GAAAAAUACCCAGCAGUAAUCAGAGUAGGUAAAAAUGAGUGUUGUUAGCUUUCCUGACAGCAUCAAGGUACAAGACAGAAGAUUUUGUUCAUUGCCAGCCCGCAGGGAGAGCUCACAGCACGGAGGGAUCAAUGCGGAUGUGAGACUGCUUUGAAAGUUCAGAACCAAGAGGAAAUGGCCAACCCAUCUCCUGGAGAGAGCCUGAGGAUCUGGGACAGCCUGAGGAUCUGGGACAGCCUGAGCUUCCAGCCCUCUGCCACUCUGAGCACUGGCAGCUUUGAGCAGGACUUGGGUGAGGGAGAUUUUGGCAGCACAGAGCUGGAGGACAAACACAGGAGACACCUGGACAUUUUGAGGCAAACCUCCUUACUGCUGGCUCACAAAAUGAAGCUCCAGCAGCAGCAGCAGAAACAUCGGCUUUUGGUGCUGAGGGAGAAGGCAAAGCAAGAGGUUGAGGAAAGCCACAGGUUUUUGAGGGGCCUGCUGCACCUCAGUUCUGAGGAGAGCAGGAAUUCCAAAGGCAGUGAUCCUGCUGUGACAAGACCUUACCACACAGGGCAGACACAGAGAGGACACUGGCAGGAAGGUGACCUUGCUGCUGGCAGCUACAGGAGUAAUCAAGAGAUGGGUUCACUGAGACACUCUGCAUUGAAGAUAGAAAGAGAUCCCAAUCCAGUGGAUCCCAAAAUAUUGGGAGAAAGAAAACCUUUAGGAGGAGGAGGUUCAUACUGCCUAGUGCUUCAAGGAGAUCACAGGCAGUCACAGCACAGCCAUCACACCUCGAAUCUGUUGUCACCUUGGGUGAAUCUGCCCCAUGGGGAGACUUGGGACAGCUCUGAGGACAGCAGUGACCAGGCCAGCUCCAACAGCCAGUGGAGCGCAGCCAUUCCACGCUUCAGAAGCUCCAGCAACUUCCGUGGUUCCAGCCUGGCUGUGGUGGAGCAGAGCCUGAGGGCAGAGGAGCUGUGGGCUCGGCACCAGGCAGUGCUCCUGCGGCUCCGGAGAAAGGCUCUGCGGGAGAGGGCCAGGGCCGAGCUGGCCUGGCUGGGCCACCAGAGACGUGUCCUGGAAAACCUGCAGGAUAGUACAGGAGCCUCUGCCAUGGCAGCAAAGCAGCACAAAAUCCUGAUGGAGCUGAAACUGGAGCAGGCAGAAAUCCAGCACCUGAAAAACAUCCACAGGGCAGCCCAUCAAGAAAGGAAGCUUUUAUUAAAGCAGCAGAGAGAAAUCUUAAUGAUGCAGCAUUCAACAGCACAACUCCAGGAAAAGCUGCACAGUUUGGCUGGGAAGCAGGAAGUGGUGAAGUCAGGGAGUAAAGACAAUUGUGUCCAGCUAAAGCAUAAAAAGAGCAAGAAAUAUGAGGGCUUUUCUACUGAGAACAAGGAAUCACUGGUACAACACCAGAAACAGGUGGAGGAGUUGCCAGGUUUGGAACAGUCCCUUAAUUCUCAGGAUGAUGUUUUCUUACCUCUGGAACCUACAAAUUCAGCUGGAAUGGAACCUAUAGCCACACUCUUUACAAGAAAAGGCCAAAAGUGUGUAUUUCUGGAAUCUGUGCUGGAGGACAAGGCACUUCUUUCAAACCCUGAUUCUAAAGAUAAUGAAAAUAUUAAUCCAUGUGGCAGAAAGUACCCAGUGAAAGGUUUGGGAAUGCUUCCUACUUGGUGUAACUUAAGCCUGGUUCAGGCAGAAAAUACUCUUGAAGGAACAGUUAAAGAAGUGGAAGUGCCUGUUCCUUGUGAGAUCCAUCAGGUGGAUGCCAGUCAAUGUUUGAAGCAUUUGGACCAUGUUUCUCAUGAAGCUUCUGAUGAACUAAAUGUAAAAGUAUUUUCUGAGGGAUUAACUUCCAUGGAACCAUUAUCCAAGUCAAAUAACUUCUUUUUGCAAUGUGAAAGUGCCAAAUCAGACUCUUCUCACUCAGAAUUUCAAAAAGUGUCUGCAGUUUGGAUCAGCUUCUCAAAAAGUUCCGUUUCAGACCCAGAAUUAGAGCUGAAACAUGGAGAUGACACAGAUGUCAGUGUCCCAGAAGAGUUUGUCUGUGACAGUGGUGAUGUGUUUGCUAAUCUCUCAAAAGACAUGCCAAUAGCAAUAAGUAAUGGAAAGGAAACAUCACCUAGUGGCAAACACAAUGAACGUGAGCUGCCUGAAGAUGACAGAGCUGAGACUUCAUCUCUCUCCCAGAAAUACUCUGGAGAUGUGUUGGAUCAUGGCUGCACUGAUCACCUGCUUUCCUUCAUCCCAGCAGACAAAGCAAAUGCCUCCAGAACCAAGUCAGCACAUUCCUCCCAAUCUGAAAACCCUUCUGAGGGAGUGGAUGAGCCACACCUGGGUGCCUCACAAAGCUGCAGCAGAAACAAACCCUGUUCUCAGGAGAUCCCAACACUGGGGAAUGAUGAAGCUGCCAGCCCUUCAUGCACAGAUGCAACCUCCAGUAGUGAUAAGGGUCUCCCUCCAACUGACAAGGAUACCUUGUCGGAAAUGCUCUGUCCUGUGGGUGAAGUAUUGUCCUCUGGAAGUGCUGACUUGCCAUCUUCUAACAAAAAGGAUUUGUCAUUUCCAAGUGAAGAUCUUCCUCCUCCCCCUUUAGGUGCAGAUGCAAUGAAAAAUGGUGAUCCUGCCUCCAUCACGGAUGAUUUCCCAUCCCCACUGGAACAAGUGACAGGCUCAGAGCCUAGUCAGGGCACGGAUGAAGAUAUAUCACUGGAAAUGGAUGCAUUACCCCCAUUACCUGAUAACACCAUGCCUGGAGAAUUUCCCCUGCUCAGUACAGAGACAAGUGGUGCUUUUUCAACUCAGGAUGAUUGUCUCUCAGAACAAUCUAUUACAGCUCUUUCCAGCUGCUUUUCAGAAAACCAGCAGGGAGAACAGGAGAUGCCUUUGCAGCAUUUGGAGUUUCUGACUGUGUCAAAUACAGAUUCUUCUGGUGGAAGUAAAAGUCCUGAAUUCCCAAUGAAACAACGCAAAAUGUGUGAAAAGCCGCCCAGUGCUGAGGACAGUGAUGACCCAUUAUCAUCAUUUGAAAUUGGGGACAGAGUGUUGGUAAAGCAGAGCCAGCCUGGAACUCUGAUGUUCAAAGGCCAGACUCAUUUUGGCAGUGGUCACUGGGCUGGUGUUGCACUGGACAAAGCUGAAGGUGACAAUGCUGGAACUUAUGAAGGGGUGAAGUAUUUUGAGUGUGCUCAGCACUGUGGGGUCUUUGUCAGACCUGAUGAGAUUUCACACCUGUUUGGGGUUAACAAAAAUAGUUCCAGUUCCAUGGGGAAUGAAGACUCUGACUCCUUCCAUGAUGAUGAUGACUCCCUCAAAGGAGACUGCAACUAUUCUGAAGAUGAUGAGCAGAGAGUGGUGUGUGCAGAGGAGAAAGCAGAAGACACAAACAGUGCAGGAGGUUCAGAAGUGAAAGAAAACCAGUCUGGGUUACACACUGCCUUGCUGUGUGGAAAAGGGCAAAAGUUUCCCCAUUCCAACCAGUGUAACUGUAAUGAAUUCCUCUGUCAAAAGAACUUAAUGUGCUUGGGAUCACAUAAAGAAAAAACAGAACUGGCACAAAUAAAACAAACCAUAUUUGCAGAUGCUCUUCCAGAGAAAAGCAAGACAGAUGAGGUAAACACAAGCAAAAAUAUUUGUUGCUUGGUAGAGGAUCAGAAAAGAAUUAAACUUGCUGAUGAUAUUGCAAGUGAACUCAGUAAAAAACUUCUGUUUGACAUUUUAAUUGCAUUUUCUGAAACAGCUCAACACAAAUAUAAAAGUGCCUUUGAAAAAGACAUGAUGAAUUAUGGCAAAGGCCUGAGGCAAGAAGACAAUCAGAAACCAUUUCCCCUCAAAGAAAAUUCAGUUGCUGCCUUAUCUGAGCCAUCAGCAAAGGUUUCUGAUGUUUUACUGGGUGAUUUUGAUACGCUUUGCAUUCAUGGUUGUCACACAGUAACAGACAGAAUUGUAACUAAAUUUAUAGAUGAUGCAGUUAAAGAAUAUAAGAAGAUUAAAAGAAAACACAGAUCAAAAGCAGACAAGAUACUUCAUUUAUCUCCAGAGACUUCUCCAACCACUUUGCCUCUCCUUUUAAAAAUCCUUGAUGCUGGUGUUUUUGGAAGCUCUGAAGAUUUUGAUCAGCCUAAUUCUGACCAAAACAUGCUGGUGAGACAGACACAAAAGCAACACUUGUAUAAAUUAGACCAGUGGCACUCAGCUCCUUGGAAGAAAACUGUGGAAGUUCCUCUUGUGAUACCACACAACAGUUCUUAUGUUAAAAAUUUGUCUGCGUAUGCUGUGGAAGAGUUAUGGACCCCAGAGAACAUAAAAUCAAAUUUCAGGAACAUCAACAUGCCAAAGUACUUGGAAUGUAGUGAUCUCCCAGGGAAUGAUUUGGAAGCAGAAAGCAAGAGGAUGUAUAAUCAGGUUAUAUUUGAUUUGAGCCAUGAGUUGCUGUGUGCAGAAUAUCAAGAGUGUGCAAAGCCAAAUAUGUUCCCAUGGAUGGAAAAAGAAGUGGGAUCUCCCUGUUCCAGGCAUCUCUGCAGAAGGGCAGAUGUCAGUGAUGUCAAGACGUUUGUUCAGGGUGAAAUUAUUAAAAUAAUGAACCUGGAAAAGAAUGACUUAGAAAUGAAAAGAAAAUACCUAAAUAUGACCAAGUAUGGAAACUGUAAGAGAGACAGAGUGGACCUUAUUCUGAUCCAGGAGCUCCGCAAAGAAGAAUCUCAGUGGACUUCCUAUGGUGAUGAUGAAUUAACAGUGAAGAUGAGGAUGACUGAAGCCAUAUUUGAUAGCUUGAUCCUUGAUACAAUCAGAAUUCUUAAUAAGAUUUAUCUGAAAAAAGCCUGUUUGAAAGGUGACUGUGCACCAUCUUUUUUCCUUUAAUACACUUGGAACUGUUAAAAGGAGCCUGGAGAUGGCUUCAGAGAGGUGGCACAGGGAAUGGCAGGACCUGGAGCCAGACAAUCAGGUUAAAUGUCUAUAAUUUUAUGCAAAUGAAGUAAAUACUAAUGUGAUGCACUUUAAAUUGGAGAUUUUUCUAUCAGCACCUUCAAUUCCUAACUAGAUGUGUGCCUGCACUUGGGUUAUUUAUCAUGCAAUUCACAGGAGCUCAUUGAAUUUUUUACAAUAUCCAAAUGUGGGGUACUGAGAAUGUACUUUAAUAGACAAAAGAGAGGAAAUCAAUAGUGCUUUUGUAUUGGCAAAGCUGAAAAAAAUCAAGAUUUUGACAAGGAAAUGGAAGCAUUUCCUCAGCAUGGUAAUUGUUCCCUAUGCUAAUUGCUGUGGUCCCACCUAUUUUGUAUUGAGAAAAUCAAAUUUUUGUUAGUUCUUUUUAAAAUAAAUACUGUGCAAAUAUUUCUUACUGGAAUUCAGAAACUGUUCAUUGUUGAAUAAUUGAUUGUAAAGAGAUCAGAUUUUUUCCAAUCCCAUUCAUUCAGAGUGUCUUCCAAAUAAAAUUAAAAUCAGGAUCAAUAAAGAUAAAUUAUAGAUAAAUUUAAGAUUUAAAAAUACAAUACUUAAAAUCUGCUUGGGGAAUAGAAAGACAUUUUAUGUUUGUAUUUUUAAAUACUGUUGGCUUAACUGUUUUUUGUAC
This is a messenger RNA of Pyrgilauda ruficollis (rufous-necked snowfinch), 5560 nucleotides long. RefSeq names its product coiled-coil domain containing 187 (gene CCDC187). The transcript is spliced from 17 exons. The record is from RefSeq and is a predicted model, not a curated record. Gene Ontology annotation, biological process: microtubule anchoring. Gene Ontology annotation, molecular function: microtubule binding. Gene Ontology annotation, cellular component: centrosome. Lineage: Eukaryota; Metazoa; Chordata; Aves; Passeriformes; Passeridae. The coding region runs from base 175 to 4851 and encodes 1558 amino acids.